This is a messenger RNA of Jaculus jaculus (lesser Egyptian jerboa), 1401 nucleotides long. RefSeq names its product N-acetyltransferase 14 (putative) (gene Nat14). NCBI's taxonomy places the organism in Eukaryota, Metazoa, Chordata, Mammalia, Rodentia, Dipodidae. Bases 309 to 929 code for a protein of 206 amino acids. The transcript has 3 exons. The record is from RefSeq and is a predicted model, not a curated record. Gene Ontology annotation, molecular function: N-acetyltransferase activity.
UUCCCCGAGCGCCCACCCCCUCCCGGGCUCGGACAGGUCACCUCCCAUCCGCCUCCAGCAGGGUCGCGGCUGGCUGGACUCGGCCCUUUUCCCGCCCACCUUCCCUCUCCCACCUCCACCGCCGGGGAGGCUUGGCAACAGUUGCUAAGGCCCCUCCCUCCCCAGCUGCGCGCGUCACUUCCGCCUGCGACCCCCUCCUCGCUCCGUCCCCCCCGCCCGCCAGCGCGCGCGCACGCUUGGUCCAGGCAUGUGCACGACGCCUGCUCCCUUCUGGGGGGCGGGGGUGGGCCGGCGGCUUGGGGACCACCAUGGCCCCCAGUCACCUGUCAGUGCGGGAGAUGAGGGAAGAUGAGAAGCCCCUGGUGCUGGAGAUACUGAAGGCUGGCAUUCAGGACACAGAAAAUCGCGUGGCCCUCCAUGCUCUGACACGCCCACCGGCCCUUCUCCUCCUGGCUGCCGCCAGCAGCGGCCUGCGUUUCGUCCUGGCCUCUUUCGCUCUGGCCCUCCUGCUGCCUGUGUUUCUGGCUGUGGCUGCACUGAAGCUGGGCCUGCGAGCCCGGUGGGGCUCCCUGCCUCCACCAGGUGGCCUGGGGGGGCCCUGGGUGGCAGUACGGGGCUCUGGUGACGUGUGCGGAGUCCUGGCCCUGGCCCCUGGCACCAACUCAGGAGAUGGGGCUCGAGUCACCCGCCUCUCUGUCUCUCGCUGGCAUCGUCGGAGAGGGGUGGGCAGGAGGCUGCUGGCUUUCGCCGAGGCCCGGGCUCGAGCCUGGGCCGGGGGCAUGGGAGAGCCCCAGGCGCGGCUGGUGGUCCCUGUGGCGGUGGCUGCUUGGGGAGUGGCAGGCUUACUGGAGAGCUGUGGCUACCAGGCUGAGGGGGGCUGGGGCUGCAUGGGCUACACUCUGGUGAAGGAGUUUAGCAAAGACCUGUGACCGUAGGCCACGCCUUCUGGGGCCGUGAACCCGCCCCUGCUGUGUAUCCCUUCCUCCAGCUCACUCAGGCCCUGGACCAAGGCCCGCAGCAAGGUGCUGGAAGAGACUCGCUACUCAGCAGCCAGCCUGCCAGGUGCAGCAUGGUGUCUGAACUCACCGUCGAAUGAAUCCUUUUCCCUUUUUGGCCCUCAGGGACCAUCAGACGUCAACUUGUCCUGUCCCUGCUUCUGAUUCUGUCUGCACUGAGAGCUCUCCCUGGUAAUAGGUCUGCAAAGCCAUGUUCUGUGUGGGGAGGGCAAAGUGGAUAUGUGAGUUUACCCCAAGAAUUAGCAUCUGUGGCAGGGUCCCCCCCCCCCCGGGGGACGGGCCUUCUGGGAGUGGGUGGAGGUGGGGGAGGCACAGGGCCUCCAGGCCCAUCUGGUUUUUUUUUUUUUUAAACACCAUUUGUUAAUAAAGCCUGAAGCUGCUGUAA